AUGGGAUGUGUGGUCACGGCUCAUUGCUACUUUGAGCUUUCGGCACAAAAUGUACCAGAUGGAGGAGCUCUCGAAGGAUCGCCAGUUGAGGCAGUCACAGAUGAACACUUGAGGAAAUCUGUCGCAUCGGUGGAGUACAGCUGUCCACACAGAGAGAUCAAGGAAGAGGUGGAAGUGAAGGCUGAGAAUGAAGCUGUAGUUCCGCAAACACCGACACAAGACACAGAGUCUGAUGCGGAACCUUCCGGUUCGGGGACUCCUCUGAGGACAGACGGGGAAGACAAUGACAAAUGGUCAACGUCGGAUAACCAGUCAGCUGGCGGAGGCCGAAUGAUGUCGCCAGGUCGUGGACGUGGAUGUAAACGGAAAAGGUAA
Cooperia oncophora is the source of this 375-nucleotide messenger RNA. NCBI's taxonomy places the organism in Eukaryota, Metazoa, Nematoda, Chromadorea, Rhabditida, Trichostrongylidae. The record is from the annotation of a GenBank genome assembly.